Molecule: messenger RNA, 2179 nt
Organism: Ananas comosus (pineapple)
Lineage: Eukaryota; Viridiplantae; Streptophyta; Magnoliopsida; Poales; Bromeliaceae
Exons: 11
Coding region: 50-2179 (709 amino acids)
Biological process (GO): carbohydrate transport
Cellular component (GO): membrane
Molecular function (GO): sugar transmembrane transporter activity
Source: RefSeq, a predicted model, not a curated record
CUCUCUACUUUCUCUCUCUACUCUCCUCGAUCGUACGCUCGCGAAGAAGAUGGUCUCCGCCGACGCAGUUCGCAACGUCGUCGGCAUCAUCGGCAACGUGAUCUCCUUCGGAUUGUUCCUCUCCCCCGUGCCUACGUUCGCGAAGAUAUGCAAGAGGAGAGCGGUGGAGGAGUUCUCGCCCAUCCCCUACCUCGCGACGCUCCUCAAUUGCAUGCUCUGGGUGUUCUACGGCAUCCCCGUCGUGCACCCCCACAGCAUCCUCGUCGUCACCAUUAAUGGCGUCGGCUUCGUCCUCGAGUCCUUCUACAUCCUCAUCUUCCUCGCCUUCUCCCCCAAUCGACUGCGCUUGAAGGUGGUGGGGAUACUAGCUGCGGAGCUGCUGUUCAUGGCGGGGGUGAUUACUGGGGUGAUGGUGGGUGCGCAAACCCACGAGAAGAGGUCGCUCAUCGUGGGGGUGCUCUGCGUCAUCUUCGGCACGUGCAUGUACGCCUCCCCCUUGUCCAUCAUGAAACUCGUAAUCCAAACCAAGAGCGUGAAGUACAUGCCUUUCUUCCUCUCUUUGGUCAGCUUCCUCAACGGCGUCUGCUGGACGAUCUAUGCCUUCAUCCGCUUUGACAUCUUCGUUACGAUUCCGAACGGGCUCGGCGCGCUGCUCGGCCUGGCUCAGCUGAUCUUGUACUUGUGCUACUUCCGAUCCACACCCCGCGACGAGAACAAGCCGGACGCGCAGCCACCAGCCGUGACCUCUGCAGUCGCGCCAAGUGCUACUCGAGAAGAAGACGAUGGUCUCCGCCGACAACGUCAAGAUGGUCUCCACCGACAAUGUCGUCAGCAUCAUUGGCAACUUGAUCUCCGUCGCCUUGUUCCUCAGCCCCCUGUAAGCGCUUGGCCCCAAACCCCCCGAAUCGAACGAUCCGGACGCGCUCGGCGAAUUAGGGAGGCGAUCGUGUUGAUUGAAUUCGAUGUGCGCGUGUGUGUUGCUUUUCUUUGUAUAUGUAGCCCGACGAUCGCGAAGAUACGGAGGAGGCGAGCGGUGGAGGAGUUCUCGCCCAAACCCUACCUCGUGACGCUCUUCAAUUGCAUGCUCUGGAUGUUCUACAGCCUCCCCCCCGUGCACCCCAGCACCCUCGUCGCCGUCUUCGAUGGCGUCGGCGUCGUCCUCGAGCUCUUCUACAUCUGCAUCUUCAUCUACUUCGCCGACAAUCGAAUGCGCUGGAUGUUGGGAGGGAUAGUAGCUGCGGAGUUGUCGUCCAUGGCGGGGAUCGCUGCUGGGGUGAUUCUGGGUGUGCGUGAGGCCGAGACGAGGUCGUUUAUCGUUGGGGUGGGCUGCGUCAUCUGCGGCGUGGCCAUGAACGCCGCCCCCUUCUCCACCAUGAAACUCGUAAUCCAAACCAGGAGUGUGGAGUACAUGCCUUUUUUCGUCUGCUUGGCCGGCUUCCUCAACAGCGUCUGCUGGACGAUCUACGGCUUCCUCACCUCCAACAUCUUCCUUAUUAUUCCGAAUGGGCUCGGCAUACUGGUCGGCCUGGCUCAGCUGAUCUUGUACUUCUGGUACCGCAAAUCCACGCCCCGCCGCGAUAACGAGCCGAGUAUUAGUGACCCCUUCUUGCCACCAUCACAGCAGACAGACAGAACGUCGGAGCCGGCCGCGACCUCCACAGGUGAGCCGAGUACUAGUAGCCCCCUCUCGCAACCACCACAGCAGAGAGACAGAUCGUCGGAGCCGGCCGCGACCUCCGCAGACCAGCCGAGUACUAGUAGGCCCCUCUCGCCACCACCACAGCAGACAGACAGAUCGUCGGAGCCGGCCGCGACCACCGCAGACCAGCCGAGUACUAGUAGCCCCCUCUCGCCACCAUCACAGCUGAUAGAUAUAUCAUCGGAGCAGGCCGCGACCUCCGCAGACCAGCCGAGUACUCGUAACGCCCUCUCGACACCAUCACAGCAGACAGAUCAUGAUAUAUCAUCGGAUCGGGCUGUGAUGUCCGCAAUCCAGCCGAGCACUAGCAUCGCCCUCUUGCCACCAUCACCGCUGCAGAUAUACACGCACCCGAUAGCAUAUAUUCAAAUCGAGUGUUCUCUUCUCUUUUCUCUUCUUUUUUCUCUACUUCUUUCUUCUCUCUUAAUUCUUCUACUUUCUUUAACACCUACCUGGUUCGGUCUACAAUCACCGAACUAG